AUGACUAUAGCAGACGAUGCUGUGGUUUCGAGUUCUGAUUUAGCUGAUGAAAGCAAUUUCCUAUCUCUUGCCAAGUAUGAAGAAAUUCAAAAUGGAACUCUAAAACCAAAUUUCCUCAUAGAUGUAAUUGGCAGAGUUCAUGAGCUUGGUGAUGUUCAGACCGUGCAAGUUGGAGGAGAAGACAAAAAAAGGGUUCAAUUUCGCUUGGUUGACACAGAAGGAAACAACAUUGCAUGUUGUCUUUGGGAAAAUUAUGCUGAGCAACUUGAACCUUUUACUGAGGACAAAGAUCAAACAAUUGUUUGUUUGAUCAGGUUUGCAAAAAUCAAAGACUUUAGAGGUGAGGUACAAAUCACAAACGCUUUUCAUGCAACACGCCUCUACUUGAAUCCGAUGAUCCCUGAACUUACAGAUUUAACAGAAAGGCUGUCAGAUGAUCAUCUAUCUGUUGCGCUGGUGGACAAACAAGAUGGAAAGAAGGAUGGUAAAAGAAUUAAAUAUGACUGGAAUGAUGCUGAGAUCAAAUCGAUUGCAGAAGUCAAUGAGGCCAAUCAGGUGGAGAUUUGCAAAAUAAUAUGUUCUAUUGAGGCAAUAGAUACAGAUUGGGCAUGGUUCUAUUUUGGUUGUAACCGGCACCAGAAACGUGUCAUUAAGCUCCCCAACGUUGAUUAUGGGAGGAUGACAAAGAAAGAUAAACCAUUGUUUCGCUGUGAAGUCUGCCGUUCCAAUAUCACUAACGUGUCACCCAAAUUCAAACUACAUUUGGUUGUGAAAGAUGACACAGGGACAUGUAACCUAAUGUUGCUAGGAUCUGUUUGUCAGUCAAUCGUUGGAGUUAAAGCUGAAGAGCUAUGGGAUGGCUCUUAUGAAGAGAUUGAAGAUCCAGAGAUACUACCAGAACAUAUUCUUAGUUUGGUUGGAAAGUCCUUCUGUUUUGGGCUUUCUAUAAGCUCUGAUAAUGUUACAAAUGGAGCGGACACGUUUGUGGUUUUAGAGGUUUGUUCUGGAGAUAAAGUUCUAAGUAUUGAAAAUGGCUCUUACUCAUUUUCUGGCAUGGCCACAACAUCUUCCACCAUGUCAUCUGGAUCUGUUCUGAUGUUGGAUCAGAAGUCAUCAGAAGAUUGUCCCACUCCCAUCACAAAGCGCAAAGUAGAUCAUUCUGAUCUAACAGACAUAUCAUCUUCUUCCAAGAAGCUGUGCACCAAAAUGAUCAAACAAGAGGAGGAAAAGAAGGAAUAG
Molecule: messenger RNA, 1239 nt
Organism: Brassica napus (rape)
Lineage: Eukaryota; Viridiplantae; Streptophyta; Magnoliopsida; Brassicales; Brassicaceae
Exons: 9
Coding region: 1-1239 (412 amino acids)
Source: RefSeq, a predicted model, not a curated record